Molecule: messenger RNA, 6139 nt
Organism: Bombina bombina (fire-bellied toad)
Lineage: Eukaryota; Metazoa; Chordata; Amphibia; Anura; Bombinatoridae
Gene: STK40
Product: serine/threonine kinase 40
Exons: 10
Coding region: 140-1840 (566 amino acids)
Biological process (GO): protein phosphorylation
Molecular function (GO): ATP binding; protein kinase activity
Source: RefSeq, a predicted model, not a curated record
UCAAGUGCGUAGCGAUGGAGAGCCGGGGUUUGUGAGCUGCGGAGGCCUGGUAGCCCGGUGCACCUCACGUACCUGAAAGCACCUAGGGGCAUGUUCCCCGCCUGAGAUACCCGAGGCAGCUGUACAUCGAGAGCCAAGGAUGAAGAGGAGGGCAUCUGAAAGAGACGCCGGAGAAACCUCUGCAAGAUCAAAGGCUCUGUGCACCAGCAUAUCUGGAAGUAACGCUAAGCGGGCAGGACCAUUUAUUUUAGGUCCUCGUCUAGGAAACUCUCCAGUGCCAAGCAUUGUUCAGUGCUUGGCACGGAAAGAUGGCACAGACGAUUUCUACCAGCUCAAGAUUUUGAGCUUGGAGGAAAGAGGAGACAAGGCUGGUGAGACCCAGGAGGAGCGUCAGGGCAAGAUGUUGCUACACACAGAAUAUUCACUUCUUUCCCUGCUUCAUAAUCAGGAUGGUGUUGUGCAUCAUCAUGGCCUAUUCCAGGAUCGGACAUGUGAAAUUGUGGAGGAUCUGGAUUCCAACAAACUGGUGCGAAAGAUGCGAAAGCGGAUCUGUUUGGUGCUAGACUGCCUUUGUGCUCAUGACUUUAGUGACAAAACAGCUGAUCUAAUCAAUCUACAGCAUUAUGUCAUCAAAGAGAAGCGUCUAGGGGAACGGGAAACUGUUGUUAUCUUCUAUGAUGUAGUACGAGUUGUGGAAGCUCUACACAAGAAAAAUAUUGUACACAGAGACCUAAAACUGGGUAAUAUGGUGCUGAAUAAAAGAACCCAUAGAAUAACCAUCACCAAUUUCUGCCUUGGGAAACACUUGGUGAGUGAAGAUGAUCUUUUAAAGGAUCAGAGAGGAAGCCCAGCAUACAUCAGUCCUGAUGUUCUUAGUGCUUUGAGCAAGCUGGAAUCUACUCUGCAAUUACUACUGACCGAUACUCGGGCAGAGAAUCCCUCAGGGCUAACGUCAAGAUGGCGCCAACUCCCAGAAGAGCCAUCUCGCAGGGAUCUGUGCACAUCUCCUGAGAUACAUAGAGCAGGGUUGACGAGAUCACUGGAGCAGUGCGACCUUAACACUUACUCUCCCCACCACCUUCCGCAACCUCUACCAGCUUCAGAGAGGAGCUUGCAGACCUUUUCAGUCCCUUCUCCAGACACCGAUCCCGAAUCAAGAUGGAUGGUGAGGUCAGCACACAUUGCUUUUAACUCUGGGAUGGGGUUGAACGUUUUAUGCGGCUCGCAAAAUAUACUUGCCAGUGCGAACAGAGACCUGCAGGUUUACUCUGAAAAACCAUCUGCAUGCAUACCUGCGAACUUCGUCAACGAAAUGGCAGUGCAAUACCAGGUAAACAGGCAGCUUGCAGAGGAUGGGCAGCGGGACAUGGACUGGCAGGCAUUAUCUUAUCGCCAUCUCUGCAAGGUACCCCACCAUUGGAAAAAGUAUAAGAUUCGCUUGAAAUGUCACAUUUCUAUAUCAGUGUUGUUCUUAUUGAAAAUCCUUUUUUUUUUUUUCCUUGCUUUCAACAGGCAAUCUAUGUCCUUGCUGAGCGGUCCUUUACAAGUUGUUCCUGACAUUGAUCAUGUAACAAGUCCGGAGAAUUUGCAAGAGGCAAAAGUGACAGAAGAAUCUUCUCAGUAUGAGUUUGAGAACUACAUGCGACAACAGAUGCUUCUUGCAGAAGAAAAAAACACAAUCUAUGAAGCCAAAAACUUCUCGCACAAACGCCACUUUGGAAACUUUCCCCCAAUCAGAAGACUGGGGUAUGACGCUCAGCCUAUGAGCCCUUUGGACGCUCACAUCCUGGCACAGAGAUAUCUCUCCCCAUCACACCUAUCGCUCCCUAGUUCUCACUAACUCGUCGCUUUCUUGGGAUAAAUGUCUUCAGCCAGAUCACUCAGUGUGAGCGAAUCCUUUUCAUUUUGGAAUGGAUUUACACGGUGCUAAAAUUCUCCUCCUACUCCCUUUUACCCUUCAACGUUAACUUUGCACACAAAUGUGUAAUUAUCUCUUUAAAAAAAAAAAUAAUCAUUUUAUCCUAAAGCAAUACACUUCCAGCACAAGAAAAAUAAUGUAGCAUUUUAAAAUUUUCUGGAGGAAGCAUUAUCCAUAUUUUUUUUUUCUUUUUUUAAAUGUGCAAAGUGAACAUUUUUUAAUGACCUACGUUGGCUCUGAGCAGCAUUGCAGUAAUAUACUGCAGGGAGAACUGACAUUUUUGCAGUGCUAAAGCUUGAAGGUAUUUGUAAAGGUUUCAGAACAGGAUUUAAAAAAAAGAACUGCAUUGCUCUACCUGCUUCCAUACCUUCAUGCUACAGAAAAAUACAGCUUUUCACAUAUUUUUAAGGAAAAAAAAAAUCUAUAUAUAGACAUUAAAUCUACCUCUUUUCAUCAACUAGUUCCAUACAUAGGAGACAGAGCAUUAGAAGAAAUAUUAAAAUUGAUUAUAUGUCUUAUUUGAUAUAUUCUAAAAUGUCAUCUUCUAAAUAACAGGGUGACAAAGCUUAGAUAAUCUGUACAUAUAUAAAUAAAUAUAUAUAUAUAUAUAUCUAUCCUUAUAUAGAGGUAUAUAUUUGAUAUUGAAUAUCACUUUGGAUUGCAAUAUCCUAAUAGAAAGAAUAAGCUGUGUUAUAGCCAUCAAGCUUAUAACAACCCAUAUCCUUUCCCCCUGUUGUCUGACAUUAUUUUGCAUAUUUAUUAGACUAUUUUGUUGGUGUUUUAUACCUGACUUCUGUCUAUGCAGCACAUUUAGGUUUGAAUUGUUGCUGCAGUUUGAGUUAAGUGGAAUACAAUGUAUUUUGCAGAAGAAUUUCACCGCUGUGGCAUUUGCUUAACUAAACUGCACUAAAAAAAAGAAUGCUCUGUUGAGCUUUUGGAACCUAACUGUGCUAAGAAAAUUGGGGGCUGUUUGUGCACAAAACCUUUUUCUUCCUUGCUCUGGGCUCCAUAUUCAAUAAGCUGUGAAUUUGUUUAGUUUAAAUAGAUUUUUACUCCUGGUUAUUUGGCUGGAGCUCUUUCAUAGCACAAUGUAUUGACAAAGAGAACUGUUUCGUCAUUUUGUGUGAACCCUUUUCCCAUCGGUAACGCACAUUUACAUAUAGAUGUGUUUUGUGUGUAAUCAUAUAUUGCUUCAUAUGUGAAUAUUUACUUUUUGGGAUGUUCCCAGGUCCUCAUCUUCAUUUGUGGUCACAAGAUCACCAUUUAGUAAGCAGUAUUGUGAAUUCCCAAGUAAAGAAAAUAUAAAAUAUGGUACAUUGGGUAAAGGCAUAAAUAGCAAGGUAGUGCAUAAAGGUACAGUAACAUAAAAUUACAUUUUCAGGAUUUGGACCAUUGCUAUUAAAAACAAAAUACAUUAAAUAAAAAAAUCCAAUAUCCUUCUGUUAACAAAUUGGCUUUGUUCUAUUGGUAUACAUUGCUGUAGAGCAGAUAUUGGCAACUUCUUUGCCAUGAACCGCCUAGAGCCCUCUGCAGAAGAAAACCCCUCUGUAGGGUAGAACAGCAGACGGAAUGCACCCGGCAGCCCUAGCUAAAUCUGGCUCUGUGCCACAGGACAUUUUUAGGAAAUGUAUUAUUGUGCGUUUAAUAGCCUUGUAUGCAGCCAUUAAAGGGGCGAUAAAGUCAAAAAUUAACUUUCAAAAUUCAGAUAGAGCAUACAGUUUUAAACUUGCCAGUUUACUUCUAUUAUCACAUUUGCUUCAUUCUUUUGGUAUCCUUUGAAGAGUAAAUCUGAAUAGGCUCAUAUGAGCAAAUCUGAUAAUUGAAUUAAAUUGGAUUUUUUUUAAUUGCAUCCUCUAUCUAUAUCUUGUAAGUUUUUAAUCCUCACUUUACUUUCCCUUUAAGCAUUCUGCCAUUUAGUCACAUCGCUAAAUCACUACUGCGAACGUCAUUUUUUGCACCUCUAAAAAGUUCUCACCAUCUACUAUGUGUGUGCUUGAGCCUGAAUUCCAGGUGCAUUUACCCAUAGCUGAUCCUGGGCUGAACAGGCAAUGCGUCUGCUAUUUAGAAGUAGUAUGCCAAGUAGUUGCUAUUUAAAUCUAUGCCUAAUGUACUAUGCAUCCAUAUCACUUUGUCUAGCCAUGUCAUUGCUGCAUCUAUUGCGCUUGAUACCAACGUGAUUGCUGCAGUUUUGAACACAGUUUUAGACAGAAAGUGUCUUUUUAUAUGUUUGCUAUUUUGGGAAAGCCAGAUUUUAAAAAUGAAUAUUCUCAUGCACAAACUGCUGCUUAAAGGAACAAGCAAACCUUAAUAUUGUUAAAGCAUUAAAUGGGGACAUCCCAAGCUUGAACAUUUUUGCUAAGGGUAGUGUUUCAUCUUAUCGCGUGCGUUUAGCUGGCCAACACAGCUUACCAUAAUGUCUUUUUUUUCCCCCUUUCCCAGUUUUCAAAAGAUGGAUUUCCAAUGAAUCCGUUGCUGUACUACAUUCCUGAUAGGAGGAUACAUGUCCGCUGCUCUGCAUACAGCCUAGGUUCUAUGCAGAACAGCAGGAGCCCUUUCCAUUUAGCUUCUAGGGUGCGAGCCAGCACAGAGUACCCAACAAGGUGCAAAAGAAUCCUUUGCAAAGGGUUAAAAAAAAAGCUUUGGGAGGCAAAUGUUUUACUGUACAAUGUUUUUCAAAGGACAUUAAGGUUUCAUGAUUCAUAUAGAUCAUACAAUUUUAAACAACUUUCCUAUUUACUCAAUAUUAUCUCAUUUGCUUAAUUCUCUUAUCCUUUUUUGAAAGAGCAGCAAUGCACUACUAGGAGCUAGCUAUAAGCCAAUGACAGAGGCAUAUAAGUGAAACCUACCUAAUACAAAGAGGACAAAUUAUAUUAAAUAAAUUGGAAAGUUAAUAAAAAAUGCAUGCUCUAUCUGAAUCAUGAAAGAUAGAUACAUUUGGGGUUUCACGUCCCUUUAAGGAUGUGUAGCUGGGUUAAGGAUGUGUUUGUCCAACAUUCCUUAGUGAAGCCAAAAAUGCAAAUUCUGUAACCUACAAAUGCAUUUUGAAAAUCUAGUUUACAGAAAAGUCACCAUUUACAAUGCUAAUGUCUCGUUAAAGCAUUGCAAACAAUAUUAAGGUUUACUUUUCCUUGAACAUUUUGUGCCAUACCUGUUAGCAGCUGCUUUAACAUUGUUAAAGGGGCGACUGGGAAUUGACCACGUUUACCUUCUGACCCUGAUAGAUGGUAUCAUUGGACAUCCACUCUGUCAGGGAAGAACAGCGCACAAAUUGAGCCUACUUUAAUGCCUUUUCUUGCCACAUACUAAUCUUACUCUCAACAGUUCCAAUGCCUCAGAUUGUGCAAAGGAAGCCAGCUCCAGUCCUGAUUUUUGUCAUGCCAUAAACAUUAAGCUGAUUUGAGACGUCUGACAUUUCAAAUGGAAAGUUUUUUUGUUUUGUUUCCCCCCCCCCCCCCCCUCAAUGUAUGUAAUUUGUGUGUGUGUGUGUGUGUGUUUUUUUUAAUAUAUAUUCCUCUAGUUUCUAUGGAAGCUACUAAUGCUUUUUCUUGCAGCAAUAUGUGAAUACUAUUCUGGUUAUAAUUUUCAGUUGUAUGAUGCAUUUUCAGUAAAUCUUUCCUAGCCUUCCCCAAAUUUAAAUAUAAAAUUAGUCUGAAAUAAUAAAAACCCUGAUUACCAGCCACUGAUUGCAGGUGAAUACGUUUUAUUGGAGGAGGAAUAAUAAUAAUAAUGUGCAUUCUGACGAUAUUUUUACAAAGAGUAGAUUUUUUUUUUUUUUUUUUUUAAAGCCAUUUGUUUUUGUGUAUGCUGCUGAUUAGAAGUGUACAGCUUGCAGUACAUAAUUCAACUGUAAAAUCAGUAUGAUUCACUUCUUUUUCCCUUCAGGUGCAUAUGUUUAACUCUCUAGAGAAUAGGCCUAUCCUGUUCUAAAGCAUUAUGUGGUAGCAAUUUUAAAAGCAAUAACAUCUAAAGAAAGAGGUUAUUCUUUUUUUGUGUUGUGGUUAUUGUGAAAUACUUGCAUUAUUUAUUAAUGUAAAAAAAGUAUGUAAUUUGCUUAAUGCAUAGACUGCUACACAAUGGAUAUCAAAACAAACUUGUACUAAUAUACUAUAAUAUAUGUGACAUAAAACACAAAUUUCCCAUAAAAAGUAUGAGCAUAGUAUAAAAACUUUUUGAAAUUUAGAUGUUUAAUUUGCCCCUCUUUUUUCCUGUAAUUUAACUGUG